Molecule: messenger RNA, 3180 nt
Organism: Python bivittatus (Burmese python)
Lineage: Eukaryota; Metazoa; Chordata; Lepidosauria; Squamata; Pythonidae
Source: RefSeq, a predicted model, not a curated record
GUUACGCAAGCCCCUUCGCCACGACAAGGCAGUGAUCCAUGAAGGGGCAAGAUUUGUUAGCUUAGUCAAAACUGCUUAAAAAAUAACACUGCAAGACAAACAGGCCAUAAAAUAAACCAUGAAGAGCUAUUCUUUCAAAAUGGGCAGUCUUGUAAUACUAAUAGUGCCUCUCCUUCUAAGCUUGCUGAACUGCAGUUUCUGAAGUGUCAGUCCAAUUUAAAGGUUUUUUAUCCAGAGAUUUCGACAGGCAGGUUUCCAACUUGUUUACUUGCCGAACAAAAAUUCUACUCACUCACACAUUUCCAUCCACGCAUACGUCCACAUUGCACAGUCUAGAUCAGUGUUCCUCAAUCUCAGAGCCUUUAAGAUGUGUGGACCAACUCCCAGAAUUCCCCAGCCAGCAUGGGGAAUAAUGAAGUUUCUUUACGUAAAGGCUGGCUGGCUAGGGAAUUCUGGGAAUUGAAGUCCACACAUCUUAAAGGGUCUGAGAUUGAGAAACACUGAUCUAGAUACAUAGCCAAUAGCACAUUUUAAACCCUUAUGUUUUUAUAACUGUAGAAGGAAUGUGUAAUACUUAGCCUGUGGUUUCCAACAAUGCCUGGUAUGUUUCAUUUUCUUACUGGUGUAUUUUUUUAAAGUCUGCUACAGGGGUUUAUCUGGCUGCUUUACCUACUCCUGGCGGUAUUCAGAUUGCUGGAAAAACCCCCAAUGAUGCCACUUAUGAGCAGCAUAUAUCUCAUAUGCAGAAGAAAAUCAAUGACACGAUAGCCAAAAAUAAAGAACUGUAUGAGAUUAACCCUCCGGAGGCAUCUGAAGAAAUUAUAGGUUCUCCCAUUCCAGAACCAAGGCACCGUACGAGGUUGCUAAGAUCUCAGUCUGAAAGUUCUGAUGAAAUUGCAGAAUUGGAUCUCUCACAUGGCAAGAAAGAUGCCUUUGUGUUGGAGAUUGAUGAUACAGAUGCAAUGGAAGAUGUUCACUCUUUGUUGACAGAUGUCCCCCCACCUUCAGGUUUUUAUAGUUGCAACACAGAAAUUAUGCCUGGAAUAAAUAAUUGGACUUCUGAUAUACAGAUGUUUACAUCGGUAAGAGUCUCCAGACUUAGCAAUAUUACCCUAACAAACCAAACUCUCAACAAGACCUUUAAUGAUCUCUGUGAGAAUCUCCUAAAGAGCCUUUAUUUUAAACUUCGUUCUAUGAUUCCUUGCUGCCUAUGCCAUGUCAAUUUCACUGUUGCUCUUCCAGAAGAUGAAUUAAUUCAGGUCACCGUUACAGCUGUUGCAAUAACAUUUGACAAACACCAGGCUUUACAAACAGCUAAAACUGUAGAAAAAACACUACAGCGAGCUUCUACAGACAAUGAAGAACAGCUGCAAUUUCCACUGGAGCUUUCUUCUGAUCUUCAUAUGCCUCAGCAAUUCUCACCAGCUAAAGAGGACCUGGAGAGUGCAAGUUCCCACACAGGUUUACCAGCUGUGCAAAGAGCCACUUCAGUUGAUUACAGUUCCUUUGCAGACAGAUGCAACAGCUGGAUAGAAUUCAUUAAACUGAAAGCUCAAACUCUAAGGCGUGGAUCAAUUAAGACAACCAUCUCCCUUGACAAGCCAAGUCCGAUGACAGAAGGGCAGUGCCGUAACCGUCUGGGUCCCUCAGGAAUGAAUUCCACUGUGCCGGUUGUGAAGAUGACGCCUCUUUCUUUCAUCCCCGGAGCAAAAAUAACUAAAUACCUGGGAAUCAUCAACAUGUUCUUUAUACGAGAAACCACUUCUCUGCGUGAGGAAGGUGGCGUGAGUGGCUUCCUGCAUGCAUUUGUAGCUGAAGUGUUUGCAAUGGUCAGAGCUCACGUGGCAGCUCUUGGGGGAAACGCUGUUGUGUCUUACAUCAUGAAGCAAUGUGUGUUUAUGGAGAACCCAAACAAAAACCAGGCACAGUGUCUAAUAAAUGUCAGUGGGGAUGCAGUGAUCUUUAUUCGUGAAUCUGAAUUAGAUGGGGUACCUGCCCAGUUUUCUGCUACUGGUUCCACAAAAGAGACAGCAACGUGAAGAACUGAGGUGUCUUGAUUCAUGUGACAAUGUCUUCAGAGGCUCAGAUGGCCAGGUUUUUGUUUCUUGCACUCCGUAUAUGAAGGACAGUUCCAUUUUGAAACAGUUCAAAUUGUCUUUCCCAUUUCAAAAGAUCCAAGAAACCACCUCUUAAUUCUCUGGCCAGAUGAAAGAACAUCUGUCUGAAGAAAGAACUGGACUACCCAUUUGUCCUCAGGAUUCCUCAGGAUAUUGCCCUGCAUUUUAGGACGCAGUCUUAGAAGCACUCUUGAGAUGCAGAUGUUGCUAAUUCUGAUGAGGAAGGGGGGAUAUUUAUAUUGCAACUGGAAUAAUUGGGAAGGCUAAAUCUAUCUUUUCCAUAAAGGAAGAGAUGGUGUUAAUAUUUCCAAAUGUGCACCAUGCAAAGCGAACUUAGCUGUUGGAAUAAGCAAGAAUAACAAACAUUUUGGACUGAAUAUUGCUGCAUGUUUGUUUACAUAUUGGUGAGCUAUGGACUAUUUUUCUAUUCAUUUUUUUAAAAAAAUUAAAUUGCAGUACUGAUUAUGAUAAAAUAGCCAAUUCAUAUAUAAUUGCUAUAUCCUGCUUUUGGAACAACAUGAUGGGGGGGGGAAAUAUUUCUGAAGGCAUUGAAAUCCCAGCUGCAUUGGAAGAGGAAAUCAAGGUUUCUGAGCUUGUCACAUUGUAAAUGCUAGCAGCAUUCAGCGUGGUACUUAGAUCGGGAUUGUGGUAAAUCAAACUAGAAUGUUCAGGUACCUCUGGGCGGAUUUGAUAGAAAAAUCUAAGAAAUUGCUAACAGUCAUUACAUCCCUAAACAGGCACUUGGAUGGACAGGGGAGAACUUUGCAUCCAGCUAUAGAUGUUUUGGGUGGUUAUAGAGCAGCAAGUCACCUAGCAGAGAGAGAAAUCACUAUUUUUUUUUCAUUUAAAUAUGGUUUCCUUGGUUCAGUUUCAACUGGUGGGCCGUUGACAGAAUAUCCAUCAGAUCAUUCCAGAUGUUCAUCUUCCCUCACCCAACAUACCCUUGUGUAAGAAGGGGCAAGCUGAAAUUUUCUGAUGGCUUCCAAUAUGGAACUUGAAGUACAUAUGUAAACUUGAAUGUAAAUACCUGAGAAUGUAUUGGAUUAAAGUACAGAAACUUCUA